Molecule: messenger RNA, 10081 nt
Organism: Strigops habroptila (Kakapo)
Lineage: Eukaryota; Metazoa; Chordata; Aves; Psittaciformes; Psittacidae
Gene: DCHS1
Product: dachsous cadherin-related 1
Biological process (GO): homophilic cell-cell adhesion
Cellular component (GO): cell-cell junction; plasma membrane
Molecular function (GO): calcium ion binding
Source: RefSeq, a predicted model, not a curated record
GGGUUUCAGCAGGAGCCUCCGCGCCGAGCCAGCGCCGACCCGCCGCCGAGCGCUCUGCGGGGCGACCGGGGCGGCCGCGGCACCGGGAGGCACCGACACACCGGGGUGGCCGCGGCGCAGGAGGGCUCUGGAGCGCUGCUGGUACCGGAGCCGCAAGCGGCAUCGAAGCGACCGCGGCACCGGAGCAUCGGGGUACGGGAGAGGCUGCGGGACCUCUUGGCGGAGCCGGAUUCUGCGGGAUGAUUAAAGAAGAUCAAGCCACCCUCUGCUCUGCAAGUCACUAGCAAUGGAACAGAUUAAGGGGUCAGCCAUGCUUCUGCUGGAGCUGCUAAUUCUUGGAGGCCUGAGAGCAGGGAAGGGCUCUGCUGUCCUGGGCACCCUGGAUCUACAAAUAGAUGAGGAGCAGCCAGCUGGCACCAUCAUUGGGGACAUCAGUGCUGGCCUGCCCCCAGGAACUAGUGCCUACAUGUAUUUUAUCUCCGCACAGGAGGACAGCGGCGUCACCACUGAUUUGGGGAUAGAUGAGAACACCGGUAUCAUCAAAACAGCUCGUGUCUUAGACCGAGAGACUCGAGACCGCUACAGCUUCAUUGCUGUUACCCCAGAGGGCAUCACAGUAGAAGUUAACAUCCAAGUGAAUGACAUCAAUGACCAUGCUCCAGCCUUUCCCAAACAGCACAGCACCUUCCAGAUCCCAGAGCACACACCCAUUGGCAGUAGAUUUCCCUUGGACCCAGCCUUUGAUGCUGACAGUGGCCUACUCAAUACACAGGGCUAUGUGAUUAAGGGAGACAAUGUGGGGCAGGCCUUCCGCCUGGAGACACGUCGAGGACCCAACGGGGUCCUGUAUUUGGACCUGGUGGUCAGCAACAUCUUGGAUCGGGAGAACCGUUCGUCAUAUUCGCUGCUGUUGGAAGCCUAUGAUGGUGGCUCUCCUCCCAGGAGCACCCAGAUGACGCUGGAUGUGUCCAUCCAGGACAUCAAUGACAAUGCUCCUAGCUUUAACCAGAGCCGCUAUCACACUCUCAUCUCAGAGAAUUUGAAACCUGGCAGCAGCAUCCUGCAGGUCUUUGCCUCUGACGCAGAUGAAGGUGACAAUGGGGAUGUGAUUUAUGAGAUCAACCGUCGGCAGAGUGAUCCUGACCAGUACUUCACCAUUGACUCCCGGACUGGAGUCAUCAAGCUCAACAAGGGCCUGGACUAUGAAGUAAGGAAGGUGCAUGAGCUGGUUGUACAGGCAAGGGAUAAGGCUGUCCAUCCUGAGGUCACCACAGCCUUUGUCACUAUUCAUGUGCGUGAUUACAAUGACAACCAGCCCACCAUGACUAUCAUCUUCCUGAGUGAGGAUGGCUCCCCGCAGAUCUCCGAGGGAGCCCAGCCCGGCCAGUAUGUGGCACGCAUCUCUGUUUCUGACCCAGACUAUGGCGAGUACUCCAAUGUCAAUGUCACACUGGAGGGAGGGGAUGGCAAGUUUGCUCUCACUACCAAGGACAACAUCAUCUACCUGAUCUGUGUGGACCAGCUUCUGGAUCGGGAAGAAAGGGACUCCUACGAUUUGCGGGUGACAGCUACUGACUCAGGAACUCCCCCUCUCCGGGCAGAAUCAGCCUUUGUGCUGCAAGUGAUGGAUAUCAAUGACAACCCCCCACUCUUUGACCAGCAGGAGUACAAACAGAGCAUCCCUGAGGUUGUGUACCCGGGCAGUUUUGUGCUGCAGGUGACAGCUCGUGACAAGGACCAGGGUCUCAACGGGGAGGUGCGGUACAGUAUUGUGCAUGGCCAGGACGUCCACUCCAGCUGGUUUGCCAUUGACCCUGCCACAGGGAUCAUCACCACCGCUGCCCCACUGGAUUAUGAGAAGGAUCCUCAUCCUCAGCUGACAGUGCUGGCCACAGACAGGGGAACCCCUGCUCUCUCCUCUUCAGCUGUGGUGCAUGUGGCCCUGCAGGAUGUCAAUGACAAUGAGCCAGUGUUCAGGAGUAACUUCUACAACAUGUCCCUGAAGGAGAACACCCCUGUUGGGACCUGCUUCUUACAGGUGACAGCCACAGAUGCAGACAGUGGCACGUUUGGCUCCUUGUCCUACUCCAUUGGUUCUGGCAUUGGCAGCGUUGUCCCCACGCAGUUCAGCAUUGACAAGCACACGGGGCAGCUGUGCACUGUGCAGCUGCUGGAUCGUGAUGAGGGCACGUCUGCCUAUGAUUUCACCAUCACUGCAGUUGAUGGGGGUGGCCUGAACUCCAUGGUGUAUGUGAAGGUUUUCCUGGAGGACAUAAAUGACAACCGUCCGGUGUUUUACCCGCUGGAGUAUGCUGCGAGCAUCAGCACCCAGAGCAUGCCAGGCACAGCAGUGCUGCGUGUUACUGCCCACGACAAGGACGAGGGGCUGAAUGGGAGAGUGACCUACCACAUUGUUCUGGGAAACUCACCCCCUCUCUUCUCCCUCAACAAGGACACGGGUGUCAUCUCCCUCUCAUGGUCCCUGAGUGGUAAAGCCAACACCCUGGUGCAGCUGGUGAUCUCUGCACAAGAUGGUGGGGGCCUGCAGGCACAGCCGAACGCCCGCGUGAACAUCAGCAUCGUGGAGGGGACAGUCUCACCCCCUGUCUUUGAGCAAGCUCAGUACUUCUUCACAGUGCCCGAGGACAUGCUGCAGGGUGCCAGUGUGGGGGCUGUCCGGGCUCAGAACCCUCCAGGCCAUGUUGAUGACAUCUUUUAUUCCAUCUCCUCGGGGGAUCCUCAUGGCUACUUUUCCAUUGAUUCUGCCUCCGGGCAGCUCCGCACCAGCCUGCCUCUUGACCAUGAGUCCCAGGCAAUCCUCAUUCUGGAUGUCCAGGCCCGGAGUGGUUCACCUCCUGCCUAUAGCAACACACGUGUGAAAAUCUCUGUGUCAGAUGUGAAUGACAACGUGCCAGCGUUCCCAGCCCCCUCCGACUCCAUUCUGCUGCCAGAGGCCACGGAACCUGGGACUACAGUGUACACUCUGCAGGCUGAGGACCGUGACAGUGGUGCCAACGGUCAGGUGAAUUUUGAGCUGGUGUCAGGAGGUGACGGCACCUUCAGCGUGGAGCGCUUGUCAGGAGCGGUGCGACUCAUGGGGGCCCUGCAGUAUGAAGCCAGCGCAGCAUACAGGCUGGCCAUCGUGGCCCGUGACAGUGGUGUGCCCCAGCUCAGCUCCACGUUCACGCUGCUGGUGCACGUACAAGCUGAGCAUGAUAACGGGCCCAUCUUUGACACGCUCACCUACCGCGUGGAGGUGCAGGAAGGUGUCCCUGUGUCCACGCGCUUCCUGCAGGUCCGGGCCCUGGCACGCGAUGCAGAAUCCAUGACCCUCACCUACCACCUGCGUGCAGAUGGGGAUGCUGCCAGCUUUGGCAUCAUGCCCGAGAGUGGUUGGCUUUAUGUCAAAAGUGCUCUGGACCGUGAGACACGGGACCUGUACGUGCUCACAGUGCUGGCCUCAGCGGGAGGCAGCGGUGCUGGGGGGGAAGCCCGGAAAACGGGCACCAGCACUGUACGGAUCAGCAUCACUGAUGAGAACGACAACAGCCCCCGGCUGAGUGAGGAGCGUUACUUCUUCACCAUUCCUGAGAAUCAGGCUCCUGGCAGCAGCGUGGGGAGGGUGAUGGCGAGUGACCGGGAUGCUGGGCAGAACAGCCGGCUCACCUACCGCCUGCUCCAGCAUGAUCCCAACUUCCUGAUCCACACGCAGACAGGGGAGCUCAGCACUAAGCAUAGCCUGGACCGGGAGCAGCAGUCCAGCUACCAGCUCCUGGUGAUCGUGCAAGAUGGGGGAGCACCGCCCCGCAGUGCCACAGGAACCAUCUAUGUCACUGUGCUGGAUGAGAACGACAAUGCUCCCGCUUUCCUUCACGUGGGCAGUGGUCAGGAGCUGCCCGUGCAGGUGCUGGAAGAGAAGCCUUCGGGAGUUCUAGUCGCCUCCCUGCAGGCCAAGGAUCCCGACGAGGGCGAGAAUGGGACCAUCAUCUACUCACUGAUAGGAGCCUGGGCAGAACGUUUCACCCUGCACGUGGCUACUGGGGAGCUGCGCACUGCCACCGUCCUGCGCCGCUCGGACCGUGCGGAGUACCUCUUCACUGUGACAGCCAGCGACCGCGGUGUGGUGCCCCGCAGCACGUCAGCCAGCAUUCGCGUUCAGGUGCUGCCAUCCUCUCGGGUGCUGCCGCGGCCUGACGCCACUGUGCUGACCCUGCAUCCUCUUGAGGGGGUCAAGCCAGGCUCUGUGAUCGGCUCAGUGGCACCCCCAGAUGCUCCUGCGCGAGGACAGCUGACCUACACGCUGGUAGGAGGUGGUGGGGAUGGCACCUUUGUGGUUGACAGUGUGACAGGGGAGAUUUACGCUGCCCGGGAGCUGGACUACGAAGCUGGGGCACGGCAUGUGCUUCAGGUGAGCGCUGAAGACACGCAGCAUGGAUACCCCUCCAGCCGGCUGGUGCUGGUCCAGAUCCACGUGCAGGACUGCAAUGACCAGGCACCCACCUUCCCCGAAGACCCCAUCACCAUUGUGGUGCCCGAGAACGCCCAGGCUGGCUCGUCCAUCUUCACCUUCCAGGCACUGGACGGGGACGGGGUGGGUCCCAACAGCCAAGUGCGGUACAGGCUGCUGCACCAGGAGCCAUCCGGGGCACCCUUCCAGCUCGACGGCCGCUCAGGGCUGCUCACCCUCCGCCGGAGCCUUGACCGGGAGGCUGCUGCCUCCUUCCUCUUGGUGGUGGAGGCCACGGACCAGGCUCGCAACAUCAGCCAGCGCCGCUCAGCAGCCGUCACAGCCCGUGUGUUCGUGACCGAUGAGAACGACAACGCGCCCGUGUUCCUCUCGCCCACUGCCGUCAGCGUCAUGGAGGACCAGCCAACGGGGUUCGUGGCACUGCAUGUGGUGGCCCAGGACAAGGAUCUGGGGGAGAAUGGGCGUGUGAGCUACUCGCUGAGAGCAGGCAACAGUGAUGGACGCUUCCACCUGAACCCCAGCACUGGCGCGCUCUCCAUUGUGCGGGCUCUGAACCGGGAGGAGGUGGUGCAGCACAACCUGACCGUGGUGGCCAUGGACCACGGCUUCCCGCGCCGCUCCGCCACACAGCUGCUGGCCGUGCUAGUGCUGGAUGUCAACGAUGAGGCUCCCACUUUUGAGAAACCCGAGUAUGAAGCUCACGUCAUGGAGAACUUGCCGGCUGGCAGCCCUGUGCUGCAGGUGCUGGCCACAGACCGGGACCUGGGUGCCAAUGGGCAGGUGUCCUAUGGGGGUCUCUCUGGGGGGCCCUUCUCCAUCCACCCACAGACAGGGCUCAUCAUCACCACACACGCCCUGGACCGCGAGGAGCAGGAGCAACAUGUGCUGAUGGUCUAUGCUCGGGAUGGUGGCCUGCCCCCCAAUCUCUCCAAGGCAACUGUGCGGAUAACAGUAGGGGAUGAGAAUGACCACGCGCCACACCUCGAAAGCGAGUCCUGCUCCGUGGAGGUCCCGGAGAACCAGAGUCGUGUGGCACUCUACACCCUGCGGGCCACCGACCCCGAUGGAGGCGAGAACGGGCGCCUGGAAUACCGCCUGGCAGGUGGAGACCCUGGGCAGGAUUUCAGCCUAGACCCAGUCUCUGGUGUCCUCUCCACUGCACAUGCUCUUGACCGGGAGCAAGUUGCUUCCUACAGCCUCACAGUGGUGGUGCAAGACCAUGGCACCCCCCCACGCAGUGCCACCAUGUCUGUGCACGUGCAGGUGCUGGACCUCAAUGACAACGCUCCUGGUUUCACUCAAGCUGCCUACAUGGUGGAGGUGCCAGAGGACUUGCCUGUCGGUGCCCUGGUGCUGCAGCUGGUGGCUCAUGACCCGGAUGAGGGCACAAAUGGGCAGGUCUCUUACUACCUGGGCAACGAGUCCCUUGGCAUGUUCCAGGUCGAGCCGCAGAGUGGGCGUAUCAGCAGCGCCCAGGCACUGGACCGGGAGCGCCAGCCCAGCUACAGCUUCCUCGCCAAGGCUGUGGACUCGGCACCAUGGGAGCCCAAGAGCGCAGCCGUGCGUGUCACCGUCACGGUGCGAGAUGUCAAUGACCAUGCCCCUGCCUUCCUGCACAGCCCACUCACCGUCAACUUGUCCCGCCACACACCACUCAAGCAGGUCGUGGCCACCAUGAGGGCAGAGGACAGGGAUGCGGGUGCUAAUGCCUCCAUCCUGUACCGCCUUGCCACCCCCAACUCUGCCUUCGCCAUCAACUCCUACACCGGGGAUAUCCAACUGCUGCAGCCCCUGGGCUCACUCAGCCAGCGCCAGCGGACGCUCUUCAUCCUGGCCACAGACCUGGGGCAACCGGCACUCUCCUCGACGGGGGUGGUGGUGAUCCAUGUGCAGGAAGAGCCUUUCCGCGGGCUGCGCUUUCCCCGGAGCACCAGUGACGUGGCUCUGCCGGAAAACGCUGCCCCAGGCACUGCAGUGGCGAGCAUCCAGGCCAUGCACACAGGGGGCUCCUCCGGGCGCAUCACCUACAGCAUCAUCAGUGGCAAUGAGAAGGCGGCUUUCCUCAUCCAGCCCAGCUCAGGUGCCAUCUCAGUCCAGGACUCCAGCAGCCUGGAUUUUGAGGCCAGCCCCCGGCUGCGCCUGGUGGUCCAGGCAGAGACAGCGGCUUCCUUCGGCUUCAUGGCCAUAAACCUGAACCUGCAAGAUGUGAAUGACAACCUGCCACGCUUCCAGCUGCAGAACUAUGUGGCGUUCAUCUGGGAGUCACAGAGCUACGACUCGCCUGUCAUCCAGGUCCUGGCAGAUGAUUUGGAUCAGGGAGCAAAUGGGCAGGUGACUUAUGCCAUCAACCAGUCCCUGCCAAUGACAGGCUUGUAUCACAUCGAUCCUCAGACUGGCACCAUCACUACUGCUGCCAUCCUGGACAGGGAGAUCUGGUCUCAGACCCGUUUGGUGGUAACGGCCAUGGACAGAGGGACCCCGCCGCUGGUGGGCUCGGCCACGCUGACUGUGGUGGUGAUGGACGUCAAUGACAACAGCCCCACCAUCCCGUUUCCCUGGGAGGUGCGGGUCCCAGAGAACACGCUGCUGGGCACACAGAUAGCCCAGCUAACCGGGAACGACGUGGACUCAGGCCCUGCACUCUCCUACACGCUCCUGCUGGAUGGGGAUGCUGUGGGCACGUUCAGUGUGCUGCGCUACGGCGGGCGCAUUGCGCUGACAGGGCCGCUGGACUAUGAGCAGCGCAGCCACUACACGCUCACCCUGCGAGCCUCCGACACCCGCCACGAGACCGAGGCCAACCUCACUGUCAUUGUGGAGGAUGUGAAUGACAACGCUCCAACUUUCAGCCAGAGCUUCUAUCAGGUGCCGCUUGCCGAGCACACGCCUGCAGGCAGCAUCAUUCUCACCGUGAGCGCAACUGACCCGGAUGCAGGGACCAAUGGGAAUGUCACCUUCUGCCUGGCCAUGCCCAGCCCCGAUGUCGCCAUCGACCCCAGCAAUGGGACACUCUUCACCCUCCGGCAGCUGGAGUUUGAUGCCAGUCAGCCCACCCUGGACCUGGUGGUGAAGCCAUGACCACGGCUCGCCAGCCUCUCCUCCUGGGCCACAGUGCAGCUCCAGGUGCUGGAUGUGAAUGACCACAGCCCCAGCUUCCAGGAGCCACGCUACAACGCCAGCAUCCCUGAGGACCUGCGCCCAGGAACUACAGUGCUGACCAUGGAAGCAGGCGAUGCGGAUGUCUCCAGGGAGAAUGCUGGCUUUGACUACACCAUCGUCAGUGGCAACGGUGGCAACGCCUUCCGCGUGGAGAGCCGGGUAGCCUGGGCUGGGGGACACCUCCGCACGCAGGGAGCCUUGGUGCUUGUGGAGCCCUUGGACUUUGAGGCCAUCCCGGUCUACAACCUCACUGUGGCGGCCUCAGACCGGGGCCUGCCACAGCGCAGCACCACCGUGCCUGUGCUCAUCACCGUGCAGGAUGUAAACGACAACCCGCCCGUGUUCACGCGGGCCGAGUACCGCACAGCGGUGAGCGAGAGCGCACCACCUGGCACCGAGCUGCUGCGCCUGGUGGCCCACGAUGCUGACUCGGGGCCCCGCGGUCACGUUCACUACACCAUCAGUUCAGGGGACCAGCACGGGCUCUUCCAGCUGCACGAGAGCACCGGGGCCCUGUGCCUGGCGCAGCCACUGGACCGGGAGGUGCAGGCGCUGCACGCGCUCGUGGUGCAGGCCACAGAUGUGCCAGGCGGGCACUUUGCACUGGUACCGGUGGCCAUCGAGGUGAGGGAUGUCAAUGACAACAAGCCGUACUUCCCGGUGGAGGUGCUGAGUGCCAGCAUGCGGGAGAACCUGCCUCCUGGCACACUGGUCACCACGCUGCGUGCUGUCGACGCGGACAGUGGUGUCUUCGGGGAGCUGCGGUACACGGUGCUGGAACAGGCAGUGGGGGAGCCCGGUGUGGCUGAGGGCCGCGAUGCUUUUGCCAUCAACAGCAGCUCUGGGGAGCUGCGCUCCCGCCUUACUUUUGACUAUGAACGAGCCAAAGCCUUCCAGUUUCUUGUCAGGGCCACGGAUACUGGCAAUGCCUCUGCCACAGUGACCGUGCGGGUGCUGGUGACGGGGGAGGAUGAAUACGACCCCAUCUUCCUGAGCCCCUCCUUCAACUUCGAGGUGCCAGAGGGAGCCCGCAAAGGGCAGAGCAUCGGACGGGUGCUGGCAACAGAUGAGGAUGAGGGGGCUGACGGCGUCGUACUGUACUCCCUGGCAAAGCCCUCACCGUACUUUGCCAUCAACCAAACCACAGGCACCAUCUACCUGCGUGUGGACAGCCAGCCACAGGCUGGGGCCGGGCGCGCCAAGAGGGAGCCACGUGAGAUGAGCCUGGAGGUGCAGGCGCGCAGCCCCCUGCCUGCCUCGCGCUCGGCCUCGGCGCAGGUCACCAUUGAUGUUACACACACCUCCUUUGGCCUGGCUCCCGACCUCAACCUGCUGCUGGUGGCCGUGGCCGCCUCGCUGGGGGUCGUGGUGGUGCUGGCUGCCGUGGCCAUUGUGUUGGCGCUGGUCCGCUCCCGGCACCGCCGGGGCCACGAGAAGCCGGAGGGAGAUGGGCCGCUGGGCCGCGUGCCAAGUGGAUCCCUGCAGAAGCUUGGCCGCGAGGAGCCGGCGCUUCCCGGGAGCGAGCACAUUUACCACCAGGCCCUGCCGGGGUACGGCGGUGAGCCGGCAGGGCCCUACACGCGGGGCGGCUCGCUGGACCCCUCGCACUCCAGCGGCCGAGGCUCUGCCGAAGCCGCUGAGGAUGACGAGAUCCGGAUGAUCAACGAGUACCCGCGUGUGGCCAGCAUCACCUCCUCCAUGCAGGAGCACAUCUCUGCCCGUGGCCCCGACUCUGGCAUCCAGCAAGAUGCCGACCAGCUCUCCGACAUCUCCUGCGAGCCAGCUGCCCUGGAGAGCACCCAGUGGUUCAAGAGCAAAAGGGCUCUGGGCUGGCUGCUGCCGGGGCCGCCACCGCUGUACCGCGAGGAUGGAGGUGGUAGCGCUUUCCUCGGUGUGCGCUGUGGCCUUAGUGUCUCUUCCAGCCUCAGGACUACAACCUUCCCGGAGGAUGGCAAGCCCUCUGUGGAGGCUCGCUCAACUGCCAUCGUGGCCAGCGAUGAGGAGCUCCGUGGCAGCUACAACUGGGAUUACCUGCUGAACUGGUGCCCCCAGUUCCAGCCACUGGCCAGCGUCUUCACAGAGAUCGCCCGCCUCAAGGAUGAGAGCUCUUUGCGCAAGCCCUUCCCGACCAAGCCCAAGGCAGAGCCCAAGCCCCGCAUCGACCCCCCACCCCUCAUCACCUCGGUGGCCCACCCGGGUGCCAAGUCUGUGCCCCCCAAGCCACCGCCGGGCAGGACCUUCCCACACCCAUCCUCCCUGCGCCGCUCGCCCAUCAGCCACGAGGGCUCCAUCUCCUCCUCUGCCAUGUCGCCCAGCUUCUCCCCCUCGCUCUCCCCGCUGGCCGCCCGCUCCCCCGUGGUCUCGCCCUUUGGCAUCUCCCAGGGGCCUUCUGCCUCUGCCAUCAGCGCCGAGCACUCGCUGGAGCCCCCCGAGGAGGCUGAGCUCAGGAUUUAG